AGUGACAUUUUCUCGACAAAUGAGAAAUGAAUCAUACCAAAAUAAAGAUUUUGUAAACAGUAAUAAUAUCCCUCACAUUAUUUCAACAUGGAACUGUUUCGUACAAAUGAUUUCUAUAUAUUUAUUAAGGGUGAAUACUCUUUAUGGUGGGACCGACAAACAGGUGCUUUCAUUCCGAAAACAGGAUGGGAUUUAACUGAUGCAGAUGACCCACUAUGUCUGGGUAUAUGUGAUGGAAUAAUAGGAAAAGUGGAACACAGUCCACUCUUUGACACCAGACUGCUGCUAAUUAAAGAAAGUCUUCCAGUAGGCAAACUCCAUGGCGAAAAUAUGGUCUACAAAAUAAAAAGUGUUAUAUUUCUACCUCUAGGUCCAGAAAAUGUUGACCUCAAUUUAACACCAUGCCCUAAGCACAAAAUAAUGGAAUUGAAACAAAACCCCAACCAUUCUUUGUUAUUUGAUAUACAGAAGAAUAGUGCUUUUACCAAAACAUGGGGUACUUUGAAGAGUGCUGGAAACACUUUGAAGUAUACUACUCAGCAAGCUGCCAUGGCAGCUGCCGGCGUGCAGAAAAAGAACAAUUUCAAAGACAAAGAAAGAUUUGAAAAACAAAUUGUUGAAGAAUUUUAUAAAAUAUUUAAUGAUACAAAUUCUUUCUAUUAUUCGCAUACUACAGACAUCACAAAUUCUUUGCAGAGAUUGUGCAAUUUAUCCAAACAGGGUACAGAUUCUCAAUCUAUAUGGAAAAAUGUAGAUGAGAGGUUUUUUUGGAAUGGCUACAUGCUGAAAAGCAUCAUAGAACUGGAGAACCCUUUGUGUGAUCCAUGGAUACUACCCAUUAUUCAGGGAUAUAUUCAAAUUGAGGAUUGUAAAGUAGAGAUGGAUAGAGACUUGAUUGAAGCCAAAGAGAAACGAUAUGAUACUUUUACAUUAUGUCUCAUAUCUAGAAGAAGUAGAUAUCGUGCUGGUACAAGGUAUAAAAGGCGAGGUGUAGAUGAUAAUGGCGAAGUAGCAAAUUAUGUAGAAACUGAACAGAUUAUUUCGUAUCAAACGCAUGAAGUAUCAUUCGUCCAGGUGCGAGGAUCAGUUCCUGUAUAUUGGUCCCAACCAGGAUAUAAGUACAGACCUCCUCCCAGAAUUGAUAAAGGUGAAGCUGAAACACAGGUGGCUUUUGAAAAGCAUUUUACUAAAGAGAUUCAUAGUUACGGCCCCAUAUGUAUAGUCAAUUUAAUUGACCAAAUGGGAAAAGAAAGAAUAAUAUUCGAUGCUUAUUCCAAUCAUGUGUUUCAGUAUAAUAGUCCAUUUAUAACAUACGCCACGUUUGAUUUUCAUGAGUAUUGUAGGGGAAUGCAUUUUGAGAACGUUUCGAUACUUAUAAAUGCUGUUAGUGAUAUUCUAAAAGACAUGAAUUACUGUUGGAGAGAUAGCCAAGGACAUAUUUGCUCACAAAACGGUGUUUUUAGAGUAAACUGUAUCGAUUGUUUGGAUAGGACUAACGUAGUGCAGACAGCAAUAGGCAAAGCAGUUAUGGAAAUACAAUUCUGUAAGUUAGGAUUGAUUUCACCAGAAGGAAUUAUACCAAAUAGUAUUAAAAAUACAUUUCAGUUAUUAUGGGCCAAUAAUGGCGAUACCAUCAGCAAACAAUACGCUGGAACAAAUGCUUUAAAGGGAGAUUACACAAGGACUGGAGAAAGAAAAUUUACCGGUAUCAUGAAGGAUGGAAUGAACUCAGCUAACAGAUAUUACCUUAGUAGAUUUAAAGACACUACUAGACAAGGAACAAUAGAUUUAAUGUUAGGUAAUUAUGUACCCGAAGAUAUUUUCAACGAAUCCAAAGCGUCACAGUUUGAAGAAGACAAUGUAAUCACUGCUGAACACGUGAAACUUCUGAUCGAAGAUUGCAAAAAGAUGCUAAUCAACCAACCAGAGCAAGUAGUCGGAGCUUGGGGUUUGAUAAACGCAGACCCAUUCACGGGAGAUCCGAACGAAACCGAAAUGGAUUCCAUCUUGAUUCUGACCAGGGACUCGUACUUUGUAGCAGAUUAUGACGACCAGGUCGACAAAGUUACCAAUUAUCAAAAAGUAUUGUUGGAAGACGUUGUUUUGUUGGAGUUCGGAAUGGCAGAAUCGAGUACGUCGUUGUUCAAAACGUCCAAACAUCGAUAUAGCAUUAGGAUUAAUUAUAAGGUUAAUAAUGUUAGCGGAUAUUAUCACAUGUUUAGGUCGACGAACUUUAGGUUCUUUAAUAAUAUGGCAGUUGUCGUGAAGAAUAUAGAAGAGGAGAUUGAAUCCUUGAAGUCCAUCUGUGAAGGAUAUCUGGUUGCACUAGACAUUUGCGGAUUGAAACCUGUUCCCUUCGUUCAAGGACAAGCAUUAGACAGACGAAAAUCGAAAGUUAUCAGUAGCGGUUCAAAGGCAAUUUCAAAUGUGACUCAACAAUUUUCUAAACUGAAUAAAAUCGGCAACUCCUUCAAAUCCAGCAGGCUAAAACCGAAGUUCACUGUUGGCCAGAAGAAUAAAAAUGAAACGUCCAGUGAUUCAGAUGAGGAAUACGAAAAUUCUAUCUUCCAGCCUGAUAUUCAAACAGGCAUUUCCCCACAGAGUAUGGAUUCGCCUGGAAAUCGUAGUAUUGAACAGGGCCUUGAAGCUACUGAAGACAUAGAUAUUACUCCCAAAAUCGAUGCUUUCCUCCCGAGCGUAGGCAUAGUUAUGGGCAACAAAACCGAUAAUGUAGACGGCGUCUUAGAGCAAAGACAUAACUUAUUAAAUAGAACAGACUCUUCUCAUAUGGACGACGUUAAACUAUCCAGUAUUAUGCAAAGCGUUUCUAUUAGUUCUGGCUUGAGUCCAGCGCCGGAAAUUCAAAUUAAUUCCGAAAAUAUGGACGAAUCGUCGAAAAAGAACCCUCCAAACUCGUUGGCUUUGGAUAGAAAGUUUAGCAAGUCAUCAAUUGAAGUAAAUGAAACAAAAGAUAAGGUUGAAUACAAGCCCAUUGACCGUUCAACUUCCGACUAUGAUGUGCAGCUAAACAUUUCUCAAUCCCAAAGUGAGUCUGCUUUAAGAAAGAUGAGCACAAUGACUCCAAUGGAAACCACCAAAGACUUAGUACUAUCCCCGUUGAGCAAAUUGGCGAAAGGCGUUCAAAACAUCGGUGCUAAUUUGGAUCCAAGAAAACUAAGCGGACAAGUACGACACAUCAGCGAAAGAGAAAUGGAGGAACACAAAAAAUUACAGCAGCGUUGGCAGAAUAGUAAAACUAGACUAAUUGCUCUGUGAAUUUUAGCGCUAGCUUUCGAGGUCAUUUUAUGCUUUACAUCUUGUUUAAUUUAUUUGUCACCCUUGGUUUUAUACUUAUCCUCACCUUAAGAGGCUACCAUGUUGUUUGUCUCUAAGCAACAAUUAUCUCCUUUAUGGGUAUCGUUGGGCGGAACUAUAAAAAAUAUUUGUGAUAUAAAAAAGUAUAUGCUGCAGGAGUUUUAUCUAUACCGGGUGAUUGACCUGGGUAUAAAGGAUAUUAUGGAUAUAUGUGAUAAGGUAAUAGAUUACCUUAAUGAUUUAACUAACGAUAACGUUAAGAUUUUCAAAAUAUUCUCUCUACCAGAAUUCAAUUUAUUUAAUUUUUUACUUUCUAUGCGAUUAAAAAAUCGCAUAGAAUCGCACUCUUUUUUUAUUACUCGAUAUUGUAUACAUAACCUAAAAAUGCAUUGUAUUCGAAAAAAGCAUACAAUUCUUUUUUUGAAGAUUGCUGCAGAUCCAUUUUUUUUAUUUUGUGUAUUUUAUUAAAAGCUGUAUUUCUGAUUUUUUUUUUCAGAUUUUUCCAUAAGGUGAAUCCUCUCCAAAAACCCGAAAAACUGCUUUUUAGGGGUUUUUGAGGAUUUUUCCCAUUUUAUAGACUUCAAAAUAGAUCAAAGCAAGGUUUUUUCUUUAGAUUAUAUAUAAUUUAAAGUAAUAAAGUCCUUUAGGACAUUCCAAAAUUGAGCGAAACACGUUCAAACUCCGAAAAACCGUUUUUUUCUGGAUUUUUAAGGGUAUUUGCGACUUUUGGGGGUUAGUCAUUUUUUGAUGAAAACCCUGCCACCCGAAUGAAUUUUUUUAAUUUUCAACGUUUUAUGUGAUUAGGACUUAGAGUAAUUUUAGCCCGCCAUCACCUCAUCCCCCCUAAAAAUGUUAUUUUUCGUUUUAUUUUCAGCGGAUUGCCAUAAAUUUAAAAAUUUUUAAAAAUUUACACGCAUAUUUGAGGUUUUUACAAAACUUGUCUAUUUUUUAUAGUCCCCUUGGUUCGUGUACAUAACCUCAAAAUGCAUUCUUUUUAAGAUGGCUACAGGUCUAAUUUUUUUAUUUUGUGAAUUUAAUCAAAAAAUAUGUUUCUGAUUUUUUCCGUAAGGUACGCCACCUUCACACUGGGGGGCUAAAAUUGCGCCUAAAAUUGUGUCUUAUUUUUUAAUCACAUACAACAUAAAAAAAUUCAAAAAAUUGAAUUCUGGGCGUGGGGGCAUUUUGCCUAGGGGGUGCCCUUUGUGGGUUCAUAUCGAAACGUCACAUUGAAACACGCUGUAAGCGUUAUAGGGAGGAAACGGGAAUAUUUCUUACCCUCGGUUACGGGUGCAGCUAAUUCUGCUGUAGAUGAAUCAUAGGUAAUUAAGGAACAGAUAGUCCAGCUCAGCACACUGAAGACUCUUAGGUCACGUUUAGAUUUAAAAUAUGGUAGAGUCAGUCAACACGCUAUAAAGCUCCUUUUCUUGUGAUCUACAAAUUCGUUCUGAAUCAAUUGCAAUGUGCCCUCUUACCCUGUAAGCAUUUAACAUUGCAACCAUUAGUACACGAGUUAAUUUUAUUCGAUUUUAGGGGAGUAGUUAUGCUUUACUACUACAAUAGUGGAUAGGAGUCGGUCCGUCGGUCUGGGGAUAUUCUGUGCCCGGUAUUAUUUGUGACGUAACUAUUUCUAAAAUCAUUACAAGAUAAUCGAAUUGGAAAUUUAAGGCGGAUCUAUAUACAAAUCCCAGAAUUAAGAUCUAACUAUACUAGGACAAUUUUCAAUUAAAGGUGACUCAUCUACAAAUUGAUGUGAGAGCUAACGGCAACAAUGUUAAAUGCCAGAAAUAAAUUAUUACCGGGGUCAUUUUUAUUGUGAAUGCUUCGCCAAUAUAAAUAAGUGAAAAGUAAGAUUGUUCCAUAAAAUUCAAUGAAAAUAAAUAAAAAAUACACUACUAUAUACACUCAUUCACAUGAUAAUAGUUUAGCUUACGUCAUUUUAAUUUAUAUGAAAUAUAAAACAAAUAAAAACAAGGAAACUUUCAAAUAAAUUAAAAAAACAGAAAUAUAACGUUUACAGCACACAGCAAUUUUAUAAAUAAUGAAUGAAGUGUAAUGACGGGAUCCUAUGUUAAAAUUUCAGAUUGUUUAGUCUAUUGACAAAAUAAGUAUUUUGCAAAGUUUUCUGUUUUUUUAUGUAUUGUCACAGAAUACAUAACACUUAGAAUGCCCACUCUCAGAUGCAGCCUUUGAAGUGUGUCAGCACGCGAUCGCCAUAUUUUAAACGGAAACAGACACGGAAUGAGAAAUUUGUGACAAGCUAUGACAGAACCAUAAUUUAAAUUUUUAGAGCUUAAUAAUUUAGUAAAUUUGAAAUAAUUUAAUCUAUAUACGAUAUAAAAUAUUGCAUAUUAUGUCUAUGGUUGCCGUAAAUCAAUUAAACCGGGUUAAUUUUUUUAUGCACACCAGAUAUCUCACUGAACAUCACUGAUUCCGUUUAAAACAUGGCUGAUUCCAUUUCCGCGAACGAGAUACGCGUACUUAUCUUGACAAGCAGAGUGGGCAUUCUGAUGUUAUUUAUUCUGUAGUAUUGUAUUAGGCGCUCUAUAAUGACAAUAGAAUUUUACUGUUUUUCGUUAGACAACUAUAAGAUACCUGUCAAAAUACACAUAAGAAUUUAAUAAUUAUAUCGGUCUUAGAUUUAAUUAUUACGUAAUUACUUAUGUGUUUAAAUAAACAAUUAAAAUAUUAUUUUGGUACGCCUCUACAAAGUUGAUAAGUGAAAUAUGGUUUCGUCGUUUUAAGUGCGAUGUUACCAAGUAACCACCUUCAAUUAAAAAUUGUUUUAGUAUUACAAGUGUCUUGUUAUAACACACUUUUUGCUUUUUAUUUGAGCGGUAAGACACAUGCAGCACUCAAAAACCGAUUUAUAAAAAUUGUUAUCUUAUAUUGGGUGACAAAUAUUUUAAACUUGUUUUAGAUUCAGCUCAACUCAACAGAAGUAGUGAUUAUUUAGUGAUAUGUACAAAAUGUUAUCGCAUAUAUUUAUUACGUCAUUGUAAAUAUGUAGAUGAUGUUAUAAUUUAUUUUCUUUAUACUCACUAUUUAUUUUAUAACGUAAUUUAAUCCAAUCAUUUAUUUACUAAUUUUAACUGACCAGUUAUUGAUACUAUUAGUUGUUUGUACUUAUAUUGUUAUUGAUUAUAUUAUAUUACAUGAUCGUUU
This is a messenger RNA of Diabrotica balteata, 6477 nucleotides long. NCBI's taxonomy places the organism in Eukaryota, Metazoa, Arthropoda, Insecta, Coleoptera, Chrysomelidae. The record is from the annotation of a GenBank genome assembly.